AUGUCUCUAUCAACACCUCCACCUCCCUUGCCAGAGGACGGCAGGCUCGAAGCGAUCGGAGAGAAAACACAUCAGGUCGAGCCUGAAAAGCAAAAGCAAAAGCAGACGGAGACCGUCGAGUCGAACGAACCGUCCAUUGUGGCAUCCUCCUCGACGGUCAAUGGCAGAGAGAAACCAGGAAUGCUGGAGGACGAUGGUACUGCUACUCAAGAAAAAGGCGUGGAUGAGCCGCAGCCGCCAAAAUCUGUUGCAUUCCCGAAGGGUGUCGAAGCCUUCGUCAUCGUACUUGCGCUCGUGCUCAGUAUGGGCCUCAUGUCUCUGGAUCAGACUAUUGUUGCAACCGCUAUUCCAAAGAUUACUGACCAGUUCAACAAAAUUAAUGAUGUCGCGUGUUUCGUGGUGUCAAUCUUCAUCUUUGAACUUGGGAGUUUGAUCUGCGCUGUCGCCCCAAACUCAACGACUUUGAUUGUUGGACGUGCUAUCACCGAUCUCGGUGCCUCGGGUAUCGCGUCUGGAGUAUACACGAUUGCUGCCUUUGCUGCUGAGCCGAGGAAGAGAGCUACCUGGAUGGGGAUCAUUGGUGCGGCAUAUGGUGUCACCGCUGUCCUUGGACCACUCAUUGGUGGAGGCUUGCGGAUGGGGUGUCCUGGAGGUGGUGAGUCAAAAAUGUUGUGCUUCUAUAUCAAUCUUCCAAUCGGUGGUCUGGCCGCUUUUGUCAUUCUGCUCACCUUCAAGACCCCUGCAACCGCUAAGCGGGUCGAUGCUACGCUCAAGGAGAAGCUUCUACACAUGGACUUUCCAGGGACGGUGCUUAUAAUGGGUGCAUCCAUCGCCUUGCUUCUAGCUCUUCAGUAUGGUGGUGUAACCCAUGCGUGGAAUUCCAGCGUGGUUAUCGGGUUACUCGUCGGCUUCGUUGUCAUGGUUCUUGCUCUCAUGAUGGUAGAAAUAUGA
Talaromyces stipitatus ATCC 10500 is the source of this 951-nucleotide messenger RNA. RefSeq names its product efflux pump antibiotic resistance protein, putative. Gene Ontology annotation, biological process: transmembrane transport. The record is from RefSeq and is a predicted model, not a curated record. NCBI's taxonomy places the organism in Eukaryota, Fungi, Ascomycota, Eurotiomycetes, Eurotiales, Trichocomaceae. Gene Ontology annotation, molecular function: transmembrane transporter activity. The coding region runs from base 1 to 951 and encodes 316 amino acids. The transcript is spliced from 4 exons.